CUCGUCUACGUUUUUAUACUAAUUUGUAGUCAUUUUAGAAUCUGCCGACACGUCACAAACAAGCCUGGACAUAGAAGGUUGCGUAGUUAUGAAUCGUUUAAGCCGAUGGGCCAAAAGUAACCGUUACUCAAUGAAGUUCAUCAAAACGGUUUUGAUUGGCCUUGGCCUGUUCAUAUCUUUCUUCAUGGGAGGAAUGGUUUACAUGGCCCUGUUGGCGCCAUCUCCGGUCUGUCUUACCGGACAAUCCAAAGCAGACCUCCUCUUUACACAACCUGAGAAGAGUCCACUCGAGACCAGCUAUAUUUAUAUGCCAGGGAAAGGUGCGCACGGAAACCUCAUGUUCGAGUACGCCGCCGGCUACUGCAUCGCCAAGAAACUUGACCGGAGCUUCAUUGUGUCCUAUAGAUUCAAGCUAUUACUCAGCAGUCUCUUCCACCUCUCAGCGCCAGAACCAGAACAACAGUCCGAUGGCGUCAACGUGACAGAUUUCUCCGUCUUCACCCAGAGACCCAAGUGCUGUAAGUACGAUGAGAGGGUCACAAAACUCCCACGACUUGACAUAACACUGAAGGGAUUUUUCCACUCCUGGCUAUAUUUUGAAUCUUGUGCCGACGACAUAAGACGAGAAUUUACAUUAAUAGACCCACUUCCAAAGAGAGCAAACGAUUUUCUUCUUAAGGCAAUUAAGUCAUUCAAAUGGGAUCCCGAGUCCGUUGUAUUCGUGGGCAUGCACAUACGACGAGGUGGUCGGAGACCAGGCCUGUUGCCUCUUACCCACGGCGAUGCAAAGCCGCCCCCAGGUUACUACGCCAAAGCCAUGAAUUACUACGAUAAGAAAUUCCCAAGGAGAAACGUUAUGUUUGUUGUAGCAUCUGAUGAUAUUAGAUGGGCCAGAAACAAUUUAGACCAUCCGAACAUCGUGAUCAGUGGGGACAAAACGGUGGACUUUCACAUGGCAGUUUUGUCGAAAUGUAAUCACAGCAUAAUUAGUGUAGGCUCCAUUAGUUGGUGGAGUGCCUGGCUGACAGGUGGGAGCGUGGUGUAUUAUAACGGAUGGCCCUCCCCUCAUAGUCUCAUAUCUCAAAAGUACACGCUCAAUCAGUACUUCUAUCCUAGAUGGGUGGGGAUGUCAUAAUUUGGUUUUUACGUUUAUGGAAGGACCACUUUUUGAAAUUGACGUUUAAUUAUAAAAGAUGUUUGAUUAUUAAUAAGUCGCAGAAAGUGUUUUAAGCUCCAUUAGGGUGCAUUCCCAGAGAUUUAGAUUUAGAUCAACCUAACUCCCAGGGGGUUCACGCUAAAUUGCAGUCAACC
Molecule: messenger RNA, 1311 nt
Organism: Lingula anatina
Lineage: Eukaryota; Metazoa; Brachiopoda; Lingulata; Lingulida; Lingulidae
Product: galactoside alpha-(1,2)-fucosyltransferase 1
Biological process (GO): carbohydrate metabolic process
Cellular component (GO): membrane
Molecular function (GO): galactoside 2-alpha-L-fucosyltransferase activity
Source: RefSeq, a predicted model, not a curated record